Python bivittatus (Burmese python) is the source of this 3661-nucleotide messenger RNA. RefSeq names its product signal transducer and activator of transcription 1 (gene STAT1). Lineage: Eukaryota; Metazoa; Chordata; Lepidosauria; Squamata; Pythonidae. The record is from RefSeq and is a predicted model, not a curated record. Gene Ontology annotation, biological process: regulation of DNA-templated transcription; signal transduction. Gene Ontology annotation, molecular function: DNA binding; DNA-binding transcription factor activity.
UACUUUCGUUUUAACAGAACGCGGGGAGGUCGGGGACGCUUCUGGAUCUCCGUUAUGUUUGAAGGUUCUGGAAGCGCGAGUUCCUGAAUAAAUUGGUUCUCAUGACAGAGACUAAAGUCACGAGUGGCUUCCAUUACAGGAACAAGCCUUAUCUGUAUGAUGAGUCAGUGGUGUAAACUGCAACAGCUGGAUUCUAAAUUCUUGGAACAUGUGCAUCAGCUCUACGAUGAUAGCUUUCCUAUGGAGAUCAGGCAAUACUUGGCCCCGUGGCUGGAAAGCCAAGACUGGGACCAUGCUGCCAGCGAUGUUUCGUUGGCUACCUUGCUCUUCCAGAAUCUCCUGUCCCAGCUAGAUGAUCAAUAUAGCCGCUUUACCCAGGAGAACAAUUUUUUAUUGCAGCACAACAUCAGGAAGAGUAAACGAAACCUGCAUAAUACUUUUGUAGAAGACCCCAUGUAUAUGGCCAUGAUGAUCUCUAAGUGUCUGCAUGAAGAAAGGAAAAUCCUUGAAGCUGCCCAUUCUACAGAUCAGAUGCAAAUGGACAGUGUACAGAAUACUGCAGUGCUGGGCAAGGUGAAAGAGAUGGAUGCAAAAGUCAAAAACGUGAAGGACAGAGUCAUAGAAAUAGAGCAAAUCAUUAAAAAUCUGGAGGAUAUACAAGAUGAAUAUGAUUUCAAAUAUAAAACCUUUCAAGUCAGAGAAGUUGAAACCAAUGGCAUGACCCAGGAUGACUGUAAAAAGGAAAAAGUUCAGCUCCACACCAUGUAUUUGCAGCUUCAUGCUAAGAGACAGGAUGUUCUACACUUGAUAUCCUCUUCGUUGCAUAUGAUUGAAGUUACCCAGAAUGCUCUGAUAAGAGAGGAGCUGGUUGAAUGGAAGCACCGACAACAGAUGGCUUGUAUUGGUGGCCCACCCAAUGCAUGCCUAGAUCAGCUUCAAAACUGGUUUACUACAGUGGCUGAGAGUCUUCAGCAGAUUCUUCAGCAGCUUAAAAAACUGGAGGAGCUGGAGCAGAAAUUCACCUAUGACACUGAUCCCAUUACUCAACAGAAGAAGGGGCUGUAUGAACGGACAUUGAGCCUCUUCAAGCAACUCAUUCAAAGCUCCUUUGUUGUAGAAAGGCAGCCUUGCAUGCCUACGCAUCCUCAGAGACCAUUGGUUUUGAAGACUGGAGUACAAUUUACAGUAAAGUUGAGAUUGCUGGUGAAACUACAAGAGCUGAAUUACAAAUUGAAAGUGCAAGUUCAGUUUGAUAAAGAUGUCAGCGAGAAGGUCACAGUGAGAGGAUUUAGAAAAUUUAACAUCUUGGGAACAAAUACCAAAGUAAUGAACAUGGAAGAGUCAAAUGGGAGCCUGUCAGCAGAAUUUAGACACCUGCAAUUAAAAGAGCAGAAGAAUGUUUCAAGAACUAAUGAGGGCCCUCUCAUUGUAACUGAAGAACUCCAUUCCCUCUGUUUUGAGACAACACUGGAACAGAACAGCCUUAUAAUUGAAUUGGAAACCACUUCCCUUCCUAUUGUUGUGAUUUCAAAUGUCAGCCAAUUGCCAAGUGGAUGGGCUUCCAUUUUAUGGUACAAUAUGCUGAUGAAUGAACCCAAGAAUUUGUCCUUCUUUCUUAAUCCACCUUGUGCAAGAUGGUCACAGCUUUCUGAAGUGCUGAGCUGGCAGUUUUCUUCUGUCACAAAAAGGGGACUCAACGCAGAUCAGCUGAACAUGCUUGGGGAGAAGUUGCUUCCAAAUGGAUGUACUCCAGAUGGCCUUAUUUCAUGGGGAAGAUUCUGCAAGGAAAACAUAAAUGAUAAAAACUUUCCUUUCUGGCUGUGGGUUGAAGGGAUCCUUGAACUGAUUAAGAAACACUUGCUCUUCCUCUGGAAUGAUGGGUAUAUCAUGGGUUUUGUCAGCAAAGAACAAGAGCGCAUCCUGCUUAAGGAUAAGGCGAGUGGUACAUUUCUUUUGAGGUUCAGUGAAAGUAGUCGAGAAGGAGCGAUCACUUUCACCUGGGUGGAAGGGCCAGCAAAUGAUCCGUCCUUCCACUCUGUGGAGCCCUAUACAAGAAAGGAACUUACCGCAGUCAGCCUUCCUGAUAUCAUUCGCAGUUACAAAGUGAUGGCGGCAGAGAAUAUUCCCGAAAACCCACUGCAAUACCUGUAUCCACGCAUUCCCAAAGACAAUGCAUUUGGAAAAUACUACUCCAGACACAAAGAGCCUUCAGAACCCAUGGAUGUGGAUGGCAGAGGCAAAGGAUACAUCAAAACUGAACUAAUCUCUGUAUCCGAAGUCCACCCUUCCAGACUGUUUGGCCCUGAGACCCUUUUGCCUAUGUCUCCGGAAGAGUUCGAUGCAGUAUCGCAAGAGAUAACUCCUGCAGAACUUAUGAUGUGUGCAGAAUAUACGCCGUGAAUGCUGGUUAGGCCACCUGGCUUAAAGGUUCGGUGUGUCCUUACUCCUAGAACCCAUAGGAGUCUCAUCACCUGGUCUCAUGUCUUGCAGUGUUUGGUUACUGUGUCACUUUACUGAAAGAGCAGCCUGAUACUUCAGAAAUGCUUAGUUGCUAUGAAAAAUAGUUGUUUAUGCAGCAGUCCUGUACAUAACUGUUUUCACAGUACCAUGUUUAAUAUUAUGUCAGGCUUUAUGUAGAAGGUUGUAUGGUGGUUCAGCUAGACCUGUAUGGGAGGAGGCUGGAGGUCUCAGACUUCUCUGGAAGCCCUCUGGGUCUGAACCAUCUAGGAUUAUCAUUUUACCUUGGUGUAGAUGUUUCAUAGUUACUCCUGCCAUACCACGUAACUUCCAGGGGUUGCCUUUCCUGGGGACCUCCCCCUACCACUAGUCUCUGAGUAAGUUCCCACAACUUAUUAUGCCCAAUAAAAGGCAGAAAUGAAUCGAUUUUUAUAAUGCAAUUUCCUGGUCUUGUAAUGUCAAGGCUUGCGACUGGGGAUUUCUCUCCCCUUCCCCUUUUGGAAGAUAGAUCAGCCUCUCAAGCAAUAAAAUCUAAGUUAAUUUUCCUUUUAAGAUAAAUGCUGUGAUGAAUCCCAGUUUACAGAAAUGCAUGCAGUUCUCUUGGCAGAUCAUAGGAUGGUGCUGGUCCGCUAAUUAGUGAUCUCAGGAGAAAGACUGCUGUCAAGUUAUCUAUCAGCUCCCAAAAAAUGAUUAACGAGAAAAGUAAAUCUUGAACUUAGUCUGAAAUUACACAGAAUAUCCUACAUGUGCAGAGAAUAAGGUUUCUCACAUGCACGAAAAAAAUUAGAAUUUAAUGCAAAGUCUAAUUAAAGCAAUUACCUGUUCCUUAGAGAUAACCUGAAUCCUGAAGCAAAGUCCUCCGCUGCUUUGUCACUGGACCUCUCUGGCUUCUUCAGAUGAUUUCAGCCAUUUAUCAAACUUAUUAGAUGGUACACUUAACUUAUUUUUCCUAGCCCAGGUACCCCAACAGCUCCUUCCCAUCUUACUGUUAUUGCAGAAAUUGGCAAAAGCAAUCAGGGUAAGAACCAAUGGGGUUUGUGUAGUUUUAAAUCAUGUGUAAUGUGGUCUUUCUUAUUGAGGGAAGAAUGUUCUUCCCACAAAUGUCAUCCGUGUGCUAGGGUAACGGCAGUGCUUCAAAACAGGGAUAUUUUUUGUCGUGUUGCCGGCUAUUGUAAGUGAUUAGUAAAGUGCAUUUAUUGCAGUC